AUGAAGUUAUUUGUGGUAAUUUUGCUCUGUCUGUGCUUCUGGAUGAGCAGCAUUGCCUCAGCACAGCCAGUACAGAAAACUGUUUUUGUUGGUGUUCCUGUCAACUUUACCUGUCAGCAAUCCGAGAGUGACCACCCUACAUUUGUGUGGUAUCUGGACCGCGAAGCUAUUCGUGUCCACCAGUCGUGGUAUAUGCCGUACCCACCAGUGGCUAUUGGUCCAACUGGGUCAAGAGUCAAGUCCAGUGUAGUCCAGAUCAGCCCUCAAAAAAGCUUCAAUGGCUCUUUGCUUGCCUGUAGAAUUAUUGUCAAUGGGAAGCACAGAGACGAAGAGUGGAUGCUUACAGUCAUUGAAGCAAGAUCGCCCUCUAUCAACGAAUCUGAAUGUAGUCAGCCGGUCAUUGAGGGCAGAAAUUGCACUUUGACAUGCAGAGUAAACGACAACACCGACUUGGCAUGGUACAUCGAUGACAAAAGACAACAAGAUGGCGUCACUUCGACAUCAUCUACAAGCGGAGCAACCAGUGUUUUGUAUUUUAUAACGAGUAGAUGGCAUCACCGUCGCAUUGUGAGAUGCAAGUCAAUAUAUCCUGAUCUCACAGAGACUCCACAACAGCAGAUAAUACUGAAUGUUUUAUAUCCACCAACCCUAGUCUCCGGAAAAUCUACGAACCAGCAGAACACAACACUUUGGUGCGAAGCCGACUCCAACCCGCCUUCCAAAGUCAUUUGGUUCGACCCACAGGGCACCCAAAUACCUACAGGCGAUCGCAUCCACACAGUUACCUUUCAGAAGGAUGGGAUCACCCAAGGGUAUGGCAACGUAACACGGAGCGAACUGACACUGGACAAGACCAAUGCAAGCAACGGGGGUGCUUAUAAGUGCAAAGCGUUGAACGAGUUCGGCAUGGUGGAGGCUUCGAUCGAAUUGUUUGAGUCGAAUGGAAAACAAUUGUUCUUCAUGAUCGGCAUACCGCUGUUAAUUGUCAGUAUUGGUUGCACAUGGCUAACCAUAGCGGCCAUCUGUUACACACGCAAAAAGCAAAGCAAGGGGGAAAAGGAAGCAGAAGAUGGAGAGGACCCUACCUAUUCCACCACCAACCCGGAAGGAUCACAUGGUCUCACCAGAUGGCUUUCUUCUGUGUCAUCAAGAACCUCCAAGGUUGAACGUCCAAGUCAACCCAAGGAAUCGCGGGAUAUUUCAAGGCGACCACGCCUUAGCCUCCCACGUGUUUACUAGUCAUGUGCGACUGGAUGUGCUGGUAUCAACAAUACGAUCCAACGGCGCUGGAGACAGCUGAUUUCUUUGUUUUCUCAUCUAAAUAAAGUAGUCAACAGCUACUUGGAUACGGUCGUUGUAACGAGCUACAGAUAUUUAAACCCAUGUAUAGAGGGCGUCCUUUAGUUAUAUUGGCUCAUACAUUGGGAGUCCGUUCGAU
Patiria miniata (bat star) is the source of this 1438-nucleotide messenger RNA. Its product is annotated as cell adhesion molecule 2-like. The record is from RefSeq and is a predicted model, not a curated record. The coding region runs from base 1 to 1239 and encodes 412 amino acids. The transcript has 7 exons. Lineage: Eukaryota; Metazoa; Echinodermata; Asteroidea; Valvatida; Asterinidae.